AUGGGAAACACAGGGCAAAAGCUCCGGCAAAACCAAGAGAGACCUCGCGAAGAAGACGAAGCACCAACAACUUUCACUUGCGAGAUAUGCAUCGAACCCAUGUUAUCAUCAUCAUCCAAGAAAUUCAAGAACCAUAACCGGUGCGUUCACCCGUUCUGCACAGAUUGCAUGAUCAAGUACAUCCAAGCGAAGGUGGAGGACAAUAUUGCCGCCGACGUCCCGUGUCCGGCGCUGGACUGCGAACAGCUGUUAGACCCUCUCUCUUGCAGGCCGGUUGUGCUGGCCAAACUGUUCGACAAGUGGUGCGACAAGCUCUGCGACUCGACGGUUCUAGGGUUUGAAAGAUGUUACUGUCCGAAUCCGAAUUGCUCGGUUCUAGUUGUGAACGAAUGUGGAGGGAGUGUUACGAAAUCAGUAUGUCCCAAUUGCAAAAGGAUGUUCUGUUUCCACUGCAAACUUCCAUGGCACUUCGGUUAUCGAUGUGAAGAGAGUGGAGAGCGGAGAGAUGCUAAUGAUAUUCAGUUUGAAGGGCUUCUCCGGUCUUGUUACUGGAAGAGGUGUCCCCAAUGCGGCCGUUGCAUUGAACGUACUGAGGGUUGCAAUAAUAUUACAUGCAGAUGUGGGACCGAAUUUUGCUACAAAUGUGGAGUCAAGAAUGAUACUCAUGUGGGACCGAAUUUUGCUACAAAUGUGGAGUCAAGAAUGAUACUCGUUUGUGCGAGUGCUACUCCCGAAACUGCUGCGGCAUCUUUUGCUUUUGUAUGGCCGUGCUUGGAUUAG
Molecule: messenger RNA, 780 nt
Organism: Cornus florida
Lineage: Eukaryota; Viridiplantae; Streptophyta; Magnoliopsida; Cornales; Cornaceae
Product: E3 ubiquitin-protein ligase RSL1-like
Exons: 3
Coding region: 1-780 (259 amino acids)
Biological process (GO): positive regulation of proteasomal ubiquitin-dependent protein catabolic process; ubiquitin-dependent protein catabolic process; protein polyubiquitination
Cellular component (GO): cytoplasm; ubiquitin ligase complex
Molecular function (GO): ubiquitin protein ligase activity; zinc ion binding; ubiquitin conjugating enzyme binding
Source: RefSeq, a predicted model, not a curated record